UGUUAGCAUUGUAGCAUGCUGUCGUACCAAAACUAUUUUUGUUUUCACUAUCUCUAAUCCAUCUCAACCUCUACAUGUGAAUGCUGCGUUUGACUAAGAGUGAAACCAAAACUAUUUUUGGUUUCACUCUUAGUCAUUUGAACAAAAACUAUAUAAUCGUCGUAGACGAGAGAAAGAAGCAGAAACACCCAAGACGUCUCUACUUCUGCUGCAAGAAACUCUGUCUAGAUAGAUAUCCAACAUGGGGUACGGAGACAUCAUGAGGGUACAAACAUCUGGAGCGUCCAUGAAGACCGCCGGAGCUGACGGGCGGACAGGUGGUGUACAGGCAUCGGGAGAAAUGGCCAAACAUGAUUUGGCUUGUAUGAGAACAUAUAAGACCAUCAUUGGGAACGUGGCGCGCAGACAUGAUGUUGACCCAGCUCUCAUCGCUGCCAUCAUCUCCAGAGAAACCCGGGGAGGUGCCGACAUCUCCGGCAACAAUGGUUGGUGCCGGAGAGGUGUAGGCUUUGGCCUGAUGCAGGUUGAUAAGGAUGCGCACAAAUCAUUAAGAGGAGCCUGGAACAGUGAGACACACCUGGACCAAGCCACUGGGAUCCUGGUGGAUAUCAUUAAAGAAGUCCAGCGGGAUCGCCCCAGUUGGAGCCGUGAAAAGCAACUGAAGGGAGCGAUCGCGUACUACAACAUGGGAAGCAAUGUCCUCAAUUAUGAAAAUGUGGACUAUCUUACCACAGGCAACGACUACUCCUCUGAUGUCGUUGCCAGAGCCCAGUUUUACAAACGAAACGGGUUUUAGAGAAAUCACUCUUGAGCAGCCCAAAAGUUCUGUAUCA
Gadus chalcogrammus (walleye pollock) is the source of this 833-nucleotide messenger RNA. Its product is annotated as lysozyme g-like. Lineage: Eukaryota; Metazoa; Chordata; Actinopteri; Gadiformes; Gadidae. Gene Ontology annotation, molecular function: lysozyme activity. The record is from RefSeq and is a predicted model, not a curated record. Gene Ontology annotation, biological process: peptidoglycan catabolic process; defense response to Gram-positive bacterium. Gene Ontology annotation, cellular component: extracellular region. Bases 242 to 796 code for a protein of 184 amino acids. The transcript has 5 exons.